UCCCACUCGCGACGAUUCGAUCCACAGGCGCGUGGAAUCUGCAGGGAUUCCUCUCUGCUCUGACAUCGGGGUCUGUCCUCCACUCAACUGCACGGGCCGAGAGACACAGACAGACACAGGCAGAGAGACAGGCAGACAGACAGGCAGAGACACACAGAGACACACACAGACAGACAGAGCACCGCAGGGUGAGAUGAACACCCUGUUGUCCCGCCUGAACGCGCUCUUUGCGUUCACGCUCACCGUCAUGGCGAGCGUGACGCUGCUCUGCUUCGCCAGCACCGCCUACCGCCAGCAGCAGCCGCUGCCCCAGCCGCUCGGCAUCGCCAUCACGUCCGUUCUCGUGAAGAACGUGGAGGACUUCACGGGGCCGCGGGACAAGAGCGACCUCGGCUUCGUCACCUUCGACCUGAAGGCCGAGCUGCAGCCGCUCUUCAACUGGAACGUGAAGCAGCUGUUCCUGUACGUGACGGCCGAGUACACCACGGCGGCCAACGCAGUGAACCAGGUGGUGCUGUGGGACCGCAUCGUGCUGCGGGGUGAGAAUGCCUCGCUGCACUACCACAGCCUGCGCUCCAAGUACUUCUUCUUUGACGACGGCAACGGCCUGCGGGGUAACCCCAAGGUGUCUCUGUCCCUCUCGUGGAACGUGAUCCCCAACGCCGGGGUUCUGCCGCUGCUGUCGGGCACUGGGGCCUCGUCGGUGCGAUUCCCAGACAGCUACGAGACCACCAAGACCUACUGAGCCACAAGAUACUCACCACGCUCACCACCACUCGCCACACACAAAGACCCACAGACUCAUCACACAGAGACCCACAGACUCAUCACACAGAGACCCACAGACUCACCACACAGAGACCCACAGACUCACCACACGGAGACCCGCAGACUCACACAGAGACCCGCAGACUCGCAUGGAAACCUAUAGACUCAUCACACAGAGACCCACAGACUCACCACACGGAGACCCGCAGACUCACACAGAGACCCGCAGACUCGCAUGGAAACCUAUAGACUCAUCACACAGAGACCCACAGACUCACCACACGGAGAGCCACAGACAGAGACCCGCAGACUCACACAGAGACCCGCAGACUCACACAGAGACCCACAGACUCACACAGAGACCCACAGACUCACACAGAGACCCACAGACUCACACAGAGACCCACAGACUCACACAGAGACCCACAGACUCACACAGAGACCCACAGACUCGCUACACGGAGAGCCACAGACUCACCACACGGAGACCCGCAGACUCACACAGAGACCCACACAGAGACCCACAGACUCACACAGAGACCCACAGACUCACACAGAGACCCACAGACUCACCACACGGAGAGCCACAGACUCACAGAGACCCGCAGACUCACACAGAGACCCACAGACUUACACAGAGACCCACAGACUCACCACACGGAGAGCCACAGACUCACCACACAGAGACCCACAGACUCACCACAGAGACCCGCAGACUCACCACACAGAGACCCACAGACUCACCACACAGAGACCCGCAGACUCACCACACAGAGACCCGCAGACUCACCACACAGAGACCCACAGACUCACCACACAGAUACCUGCAGACUCACCACACAGAGACCCACAGACUCACACAGAGACCCACAGACUCACACAGAGGCCCGCAAACUCACACAGAGACCCACAGACACACAGAGACCCGCAGACUCACACAGAGACCCACAGACUCACCA
Lethenteron reissneri (Far Eastern brook lamprey) is the source of this 1727-nucleotide messenger RNA. Its product is annotated as signal peptidase complex subunit 3-like. Gene Ontology annotation, cellular component: signal peptidase complex; membrane. The record is from RefSeq and is a predicted model, not a curated record. Lineage: Eukaryota; Metazoa; Chordata; Hyperoartia; Petromyzontiformes; Petromyzontidae. Gene Ontology annotation, biological process: protein targeting to ER.